Molecule: messenger RNA, 2981 nt
Organism: Pseudophryne corroboree (corroboree frog)
Lineage: Eukaryota; Metazoa; Chordata; Amphibia; Anura; Myobatrachidae
Gene: SLIT1
Product: slit guidance ligand 1
Exons: 24
Coding region: 489-2981 (830 amino acids)
Molecular function (GO): protein binding
Source: RefSeq, a predicted model, not a curated record
UAUUUGUGUGUCUCUCUCAAUUGAUGGAUGACUGCUGUUAUAUGCCUCUGUGUGCUUUCCCUGCCUCUUAUUCCUGCUGGUACCAAGCCUCAGACACAGAGAGAGGGAGAGGGCUGGCUGCACACAGAGAACUCCAGACACACACAGAGACCAGGGCAGACUUUAGUGCAAAGAAACCAGCUCCAAUGAAUUACAAGGUGCUGGCUGCAUUGUGAGUGCAGCAUCCCCUCAGCAGCAGCUCAGAGCAAAAGGAUUCCUGUGUCUUCUGCGCUAUUCAAGUACCGGGCAAUUAUUGCAUUUUUUUGCAUUUUAUUUUCAUUUUUCUGUGUGUUCUUUUUGUUUAAUUUUUAAUUUUAGAGAUUUUUUUUUUAAUUAAUAUAAAUUCUGCGUUGGGAUUUGCUCACAAAUCUGGAAAGUACCUGGAAGCCUGUACAGGAUCCUGUGGAUGAUUUAAAGGGCUCCGUGCACUCUGCAAAACAGGGAAUCUCAUGGCUCUGAGGGGAUGUUCUACCCUCUCCUUAUGGCUCCUGGCAUGGAGCAGCGUCUGCCAAGUGUAUGCCAACGGGUGCCCAGCCUUGUGUACCUGUAGUGGGACCACAGUGGAUUGUCAUGGUUUGGGGCUAAAAAUGGUGCCAAAAAACAUCCCGAGGAACACAGAGCGACUAGAACUGAAUGGCAACAACAUUACGCGCGUCACCAAGAACGACUUUGCCGGCCUCAAGCAGCUGAGAGUCUUGCAGCUGAUGGAGAAUCAGAUUAACAGUGUGGAACGCGGCGCUUUUGAUGACAUGAAGGAACUGGAGAGGCUGCGCCUCAACCGAAACCAGCUGCACACUCUACCCGAGCUCCUGUUCCAAAACAACCAGGCACUCUCCAGGGUCGAUCUUAGUGAGAAUAUCAUCCAAGCCAUUCCCAGGAAAACCUUCCGCGGAGCUACCGAGCUUAAGAAUCUACAACUGGACAAGAACCAGAUCAGCUGCAUCGAGGACGGAGCCUUCCGAGCCCUCCGAGGAUUGGAGGUUUUAACUCUCAACAACAACAACAUCACUACAAUUCCAGUUUCCAGCUUUAACCACAUGCCGAAGCUGAGGACUUUCCGCCUGCAUUCCAACAACUUGUUCUGUGACUGUCACCUGGCCUGGCUCUCCCAGUGGCUACGCCAGCGACCGACCAUCGGGCUCUUCACGCAGUGUACCGGGCCGCUCCAGCUCCGUGGUCUUAACGUGGCGGAGGUGCAGAAGCACGAGUUCAGCUGCUCAGGUCAGACUGAUCCACCCAGCGCCCAGAUUUGCAGCCUCUCCGUAGGGUCAUGCCCGGCUAUGUGUACCUGCAGCAACGGGAUUGUGGAUUGCCGGGGAAAAGGUCUGACUGCCAUACCAGCAAAUCUACCGGAGACCAUGACGGAAAUACGUUUGGAGUUGAAUGGAAUCAAGUCGGUACCGCCCGGGGCAUUUUCUCCGUAUAAGAAGCUUCGCAGGAUAGACCUCAGUAACAACCAGAUCUCAGAGAUUGCCCCUGAUGCUUUCCACGGCCUGCGUUCCCUUAAUUCCCUGGUUUUAUAUGGCAACAAGAUUACAGACCUUCCUAAAGGUGUGUUUACUGGUCUCCAUGCGUUGCAGCUUCUACUUCUAAAUGCCAACAAAAUUAACUGCAUCCGAGCGGACACCUUCCAGGACCUUCAGAAUCUCUCGCUGCUGUCUCUGUACGACAAUAAAAUCCAGAGUUUGGCCAAAGGAACUUUCGCUUCUCUCCGUGCGAUCCAGACAUUGCAUUUAGCUCAGAACCCAUUCAUCUGCGACUGCAACCUGAAGUGGCUGGCAGACUUUCUGCGGACCAACCCCAUAGAGACCAGUGGUGCCCGAUGUGCCAGUCCUCGCCGACUCGCCAACAAACGCAUUGGACAAAUAAAAAGCAAGAAGUUCAGAUGUUCAGCAAAAGAACAAUACUUUAUUCCAGGAACAGAGGACUAUCAGCUGAACAGUGAAUGUAACAGCGAUGUUGUGUGUCCACCCAAGUGCCGAUGUGAAUCCAAUGUGGUGGAUUGUUCCAACCUGAAGCUGUCCAAAAUCCCAGACCGUAUCCCACAGUCCACAUCAGAGCUCCGUUUGAACAACAAUGAGAUCGCUACUCUAGAAGCUACCGGACUCUUCAGGAAACUCCCUCACCUCAAAAAAGUAAACCUGAGCAACAAUAAAAUCUCAGAAAUUGAGGACGGGGCGUUUGAGGGCGCAGCGCCGGUGAGCGAGUUACAUCUCACCGCCAAUCACCUGGAGUCUGUGCGAAGCGGCAUGUUCCGCGGCCUGGAAGGGCUGAGAACGUUGAUGCUCAGGAAUAACAGGGUCAGCUGUGUACACAAUGACAGCUUCACCGGACUCCGGAACGUCCGGCUCCUGUCCCUGUAUGACAACCAGAUCAGCACCAUCACGCCAGGGGCCUUUGACACCCUGCAGUCCCUCUCCACCCUGAAUUUAUUGGCCAAUCCUUUUAACUGCAACUGCCAGCUGGCCUGGCUUGGGGACUGGCUGAGGAAGAGGAAGAUUGUGACCGGAAACCCUCGCUGUCAGAACCCGGACUUCUUGCGACAGAUCCCCCUUCAAGAUGUGGCCUUUCCUGACUUCCGAUGUGAAGAAGGCCAGGAAGAGCUGACCUGUGCACCGCAGCCUCAGUGCCCGCAGGAGUGCACCUGCCUGGAUACGGUGGUCCGGUGCAGUAACAAGCACCUGCUGUCUCUGCCACGGGGGAUCCCGAAGAAUGUCACAGAGCUAUACUUGGAUGGCAAUCAGUUCACUCUGGUGCCCAGGCAGCUGUCUACAUUCAAGUAUUUGCAGCUGGUAGACUUGAGCAACAACAAAAUCAGCUCCCUCUGCAACUCGUCCUUUACAAAUAUGAGUCAGCUCACCACGCUGAUCCUGAGUUAUAACUCUCUGCGGUGCAUUCCUCCCUUGGCGUUUGAGGGUCUGCGAUCCUUGAGGCUCCUGUGA